Molecule: messenger RNA, 1761 nt
Organism: Rodentolepis nana
Lineage: Eukaryota; Metazoa; Platyhelminthes; Cestoda; Cyclophyllidea; Hymenolepididae
Source: the annotation of a GenBank genome assembly
AUGGCGGAUGAUCGCUCUUUUGACGAUGAUUACGGAAUGUCUUAUAGGAAAAAUCCUCCAAGAACACGGAAAAAAAGUAGAUUUUAUGAUGACUAUUAUGAGCCUACGCCCCAAUAUAAACCUCGUGAGGGCCAACGUGUUUAUUCCCCCAUCAAGCCAAUGGUGCCUGAUGAGGCUCACAGACCUCGGAGGAUUCCUAAACAACACCGAGGUGCAACUAGUUCAUCUGGAAUGCAUCGUGGAUCCAGUAACCCAGAAAAGCGCGUUGCUCAGGGAAACGCAGUCAGGCUUCGCAAUGUUUUAAAACUCCCGAAAGCCCAUAAAUGGGUAUUUUAUGAGUGGUUGUAUUCCAAUUUAGACAGGCCCCUUCUCCUUAGCGAAAACGAUUUUCGAAUUUGCCUUCGUGAAAAUUUUCCAAAUGUCAAGACUCGUCGCUUGACCCGUGCUCACUGGUCUCUGCUACGACGUUUGAUGGGAAAGCCCCGCCGUUGUUCGACAGCAUUUUUUGAAGAAGAACGGAGGUCUUUGAAUGAAAAACGUGAAAAGAUCCGCACUUUGCAGGGCACCCGGUCGGUUCAAUUAGAAUUUCUUCGUGAUUUACCUGAUGACAUGCACGUCCCGAUGCCUCUUAUUAUUGGUACAAAAAUUAAUGCUCGCGUUCGUUAUCCAACCGAUGGUCUCUAUCCUGGAAUUGUUGAUGCUAUUGAUUCUCUUCGUCAUUGUUACCGAGUUACAUUUGACAGACCUGCUUUGGGAACUCGUUCUAUUCCUGAUUACGAGGUUAUUAGUAUCGACCCACAGGAAACUAUACCUCUAUCGGCAUACAAAACACAGCAUAAGGCCAGUCGCAAUCUUUUUAUGAGUCCUGCCAGAUUACUAGCACAGUCUGCCCUACAAGGCAAACGUCACAUGCACCAUCAUAAAAUUGCUCAUGCGGUUGGUGGAUCACCUAGCGAGUUUGGGAUUAGUGAUUGCCCACUUUGUCAAACUGGUGAAGGAUCAAAUGCUACUUCUCCAUCAAUUAAGUCCCCAUCAAUUGGAGAAAUGACCUCGGGAAUUAGUGGUGCUGCUCUAGCUCUUAACGAUCCAUCUAGCAGUGGUGGCCGUCUUUUGCUCAACGAAUCGGAUAUUUACGGAGGCUAUCCCAUGAAGUUUCUUGUUAUGGUGACAAAGUUGUCCAAAAUUUUGGAAGUGAAAAAGAUGUGUGUCGAUGAGCUGCAGGAUUUAAAUACCGAGGCGGAGAGAAAAAUUUCCAACCAAUCAGAAAUUACUGCGGACUUUCAAUACAAGUACCUCACUCUUAUUGUGCAUUUGGAACGCCUCAAUAAGGAGUUGAAUCAGUAUUUGAUUCACGUCUUGCAGUAUGCUAAUGAAAUUGCACAAGAACAUGGUGUGACACCAUUAGAACAACCAGCUGAUUUUAAACAGCGAUGUGAGGAAGAUGCUUUUGAUAUCGUAAAUCGUGUGAAGAGUAUCCAAGUUCAACGUCUUCGCAAUAUGAAGAACAUGGAUCUCAUAACUAAGCUCAUUAGCCUUCAGGUGCAAAUUCGGACCCUUAGUGAACAGGACACGUCGUCUCCCGAUUGCUCGAGCAUUUUGGAUUCCCUUCGCGAGAUCAAAUCCACUCUAAAUCCUAACAACCUUGUUACUUUUGACGAUCUUAUUGAUGUGAAGAUUCAACAUGUUAUGAGCGGACUGAAUACGCAGGGCAAUUUGCAUUCCUUCCUCUAUAUGCAUCCAAAUCAUAUGCAGUAUAUAUAA